Eriocheir sinensis (Chinese mitten crab) is the source of this 1161-nucleotide messenger RNA. RefSeq lists its product as uncharacterized. The record is from RefSeq and is a predicted model, not a curated record. Bases 16 to 423 code for a protein of 135 amino acids. The transcript is spliced from 2 exons. Lineage: Eukaryota; Metazoa; Arthropoda; Malacostraca; Decapoda; Varunidae.
GCCUGACGAGGAAGGAUGCACACUCGUCCUUGCCAGGCCCGGCCAGCACUUCCAGGCCGGCGAGCUGCGGCAGCUGCCUUACCCCGGGUAUAUAAGGCCACACGCCUCCUGGAGCUGCACACACUCUCAGUCCACUGGUCAGUGACCGACGAGCCUCCCAAAGCUUCUCCUACAGCUCAACGCUCCCUCCAGCAGUUCAAGAUGAACUUCCUCCGCGUCGUGGCAGUACUUGUGGCGGUGCUGGUCGCCGUGGCCUCCGUCACCGAGGCGUCGCCCUUCUUCGGCCGCCGCGGCGGAGGUCGUGGCGGUCGUCGUGGCGGUGGCGUCUCAAACGGCGUCAACGGCAUCAUCGGGGAUGCGUACUCCGAUGUCGGAGGAAACAUCUUCCCCGCCUACCCCAACCCUCUGGGCUUCGUGGGAUAGGCAGUGAUGACGAGCCUGCCGCAUCAUCAUCAGCAGCAGCAGCAAGAGGACGCAUCAAGGACAAGAACAAGAACGCAGUGCCGCGCGCUGUCGCCGUCGGCGCUGUUGGUCGGCGGCCGGACGCCAGGUCGUGCCGGGAAGUGGUCGCCGCCGCGUCCUGGCCACCAGCAGGCCGCCACAUACCUCGUCGCUGCAACGAGCGUCAGUGGCGCCCACGUGCAGUAGCAACAAGGCUGCAGCAACAAGUCUUAUUUAUCGAGGCGAGAAGUGUUACACAGUCGGGAGAAAAGUCCGCAGGUUGUCUCCCCCAAAGUGUGAGGCUGUUAGUGUGUUUUGUGGUGAAUCAGAGAAGUCGCAGAGUGCGAGUCUCGAGCACAUCCGCUGAUGACAGUGUAGAGCUGCGACGACAUCAGCUGACAUUGUGGCGCAGGCCAGAGGCGGCCCCGUUGGGGUCAGCGUGACUCUGACCUGCAUGGUAUUUUAGCACCAGAAAUAUUGUAUUUGUCUGUGAUUGGCAGCCAUUUGUCUUGUUCCAGUUCACUCUACGUCCAAGUGUGUUUGGCGGCAGAUAUUUCAGUAAAGAUUUUUUCAUUGUUGUGAUAAAAAUGUUACUGUAAUCUUAGCACUAAUGAUCUGCUUGCUCUCAUUACUUUACUUUUAAGAGAACUAACGAAUUGUAUAUUUCCUUUCGGUUCAGUGUUGUUUGUGCAACAUACCAAAUUAUAUGAACAAUUUACA